Molecule: messenger RNA, 1080 nt
Organism: Orbicella faveolata
Lineage: Eukaryota; Metazoa; Cnidaria; Anthozoa; Scleractinia; Merulinidae
Product: RNA 3'-terminal phosphate cyclase-like
Biological process (GO): RNA processing
Cellular component (GO): nucleus
Molecular function (GO): RNA-3'-phosphate cyclase activity
Source: RefSeq, a predicted model, not a curated record
CAUCUGCUAUCCAAACACCUCGAAUUUCAUCAAAAAUACUUCGCUGCGUGUCAUAUUUUUAUUAAGUACAUAGUUAUAUUUGUUUCAGGGCUGCAGCUUGUUCGACACAUUACUUCUGGAAAACUUAAUGGUGACAAAAUUGGUUCCACAUCAGUGACCCUCCUUCCUUCAAGUAUUGGAUCUGGGACAUUUUCUGCAGAUACUCAAACAGCUGGGAGUGUUUGUCUGCUAAUGCAGUUGGCUCUACCUUGUUUGUUAUAUGCACCUGAAGUAUCUAAAUUGAUUCUGAAGGGAGGGACAAAUGCAGAAAUGGCACCACCAAUUGAGUAUAUGACUGACGUUUUUAGACCCAUUGUAAAAAGGUUGGGCGUAGAGUUUGAUUGUGACAUUGUAAGAAGAGGUUAUUAUCCCAAAGGAGGAGGAGAGAUUCAUGUGAAAGUGAAGCCAGUUAAGCAGCUGAAGCCAUUACAGUUGCUGGAGAGAGGAUCCUUAGUCAGGAUAACUGGUUGUGCUUUUGUCGCUGGUGUACUUCCUUUCAAGAUAGCUCAAACAAUGGCCAGAGAAGCUCACAGGAUGUUGAAGAAAAAGUAUCCAGAUGUUCAAAUAAAUGUAGAGCCAGUCCAAGAAUCUGCCGACAAAGCACAUGGAAAUGGAACUGGAAUAAUGGUGAUGGCUGAAUCUACAACUGGAUGUAGAAUGGCUGGCUCAGCAAUUGGAAGGAAAGGUGUACCAGCAGAGGAAGUAGCCCGGAAUGCUGUGGAUGAAUUGACAAAUAAUCUUCAAUAUGACAGCUGUGUUGAUGAACAUCUUCAAGAUCAGUUAAUCAUAUUUAUGGCACUGGCUGCAGGUCACUCAUCGAUCAGAUGUGGACCACUCACAAUGCAUACACAAACAGCAAUUCACGUGGCUGAGAAAAUUAUGAAAGCAAAGUUCAAGGUUCAAGAGAAUUCUGACACGAAAGAAUGUAUUAUUGAAUGUCAAGGAAUAGGUUUACAAAACUCAAGUCUAUAAUAAUCAGUACAUUAUUCUCCUGUAAAUAACCAUUGAAUUAUAGUAAGAAUAAAUUUCACAUUGUCAGGA